Messenger RNA from Penicillium odoratum, 798 nucleotides. Its product is annotated as YoaK family protein. The coding region runs from base 1 to 798 and encodes 265 amino acids. The record is from RefSeq and is a predicted model, not a curated record. Lineage: Eukaryota; Fungi; Ascomycota; Eurotiomycetes; Eurotiales; Aspergillaceae. The transcript is spliced from 2 exons.
AUGUCGGGAAAACAACCAGGCCUACCUGCACAUAACCUGGAACUUUCAUCCAAGCCAAGUAGGAUAACAGACCUACGUAGAAAAUGGACGGAGACUGUCGACACCACAUUCGCAGACAGGAUAUGUCUGCUUCUCUGCCUGAAUACCGGGCUAUGCGAUAGCUGUGCAUUCAACGCAUGGUCCUGUUUCCUCGCUAUGCAAACAGGAAACACUAUCGUUCUCGGCCUAGGAGCUUCUUCACAACCACUUGGAGCACCAAACGGAUGGGUUCGAUCCCUCGUCUCCAUCGCAGGGUUCCUUCUUGGUGCAAUCACCUUCGCCAGAUGGACAAAGGCAUUCGGAGCCUGUCGUCGUGGUACACUGUUCAUCUCAUUUGCCUUCCAGGCCCUUUUGAUUGUCAUCGCCGCCAUCCUCCUCCAGACGGACGUGGUACAAACCCAGAAUGGACGAUCAUUUACCUUAGAUCGGCCCCUCCUCAGCCUGAUCCCUAUUGCGUUGCUAGCGUUUCAAUCUGCCGGAUCCAUUAACUCCACUCGCAUGUUGGGAUUUAAUGAGAUUCCCGGCGUGGUUCUGACCAGUGUCUACUACGACAUCGCCUCUGACCCUGCUCUAUUCGAGGGAUUGAAGCGGAAUACCAAGCGUAAUCGACGGAUGGGCGGUGUUGUGAUGUUGCUUAUUGGGGCGAUCGUGGGAGGAUGGCUGAGCCGCACGAAAGGAGGCAUGGCACUUGUAUUAUGGAUUGCGGCGGCGUUGAAAUUCGGAGUGGGUGUUGGGUGGUUGUUUUGGACACCUGCGUGA